AUGGCCUACGCAACUGACGCUGCACGAUGGCGAGCCCUCACAGUAAGAGAUGCUGACGCAAACGGCCAUUUCAUCUACUCUGUCAAAUCCACACGGAUCUACUGCCGGCCAACAUGUCCAGGACGAUUAGCGCGUCGGGCAAAUGUUGGAUUCUAUGCGACUCCGUUUGAAGCUGAGGCAGCUGGGUUCAGAGCCUGCAAGAGAUGCAAGCCAAAUACCGUACUUGAAGAUCCACAGGAGCGAGCGGUAGAGAAAGCAUGUGUAUUGAUCGACGAAGCCUUGAAGAAGGAGGACCCCAGCUCACUGAGACUGCAAGACUUAGCUAAGAAGGUCAACCUCACGCCUCGGUACUUCCACAAGAUCUUCAAAGACAAGACAGGCUUGACGCCAAAGGAAUACGCAAAGAAUAUUGCGGCCCAGCGCAACAGCCCCGGCACAAUAUCUGCUUCAACGACGAGUGCAGAUGAAGGGAACCAAUUGCGAGAUUGGGAUACAUUCGACUUCAAUGAUCUAGUUGAUAUGGGAGCAGACUCAAGUCCACUCAACAUGAACGACUUCAGCGUGCCCGAGGAGCACUCGUCUGCGAUUCAUCACGAUUUCAACUUCAACAUGAGCAAUCUCCUAGCGUCUUGGAGCGACAACUAUGCGUUCGACCAGUCUAUUUCCUGGCCGGCCGAUGCCUUCGUGGGUAGGCCAGCAAUGUCGGAACUCUAUGAGAGGGCGGAGUUACCAGUGUCAACACUUGAGCUGGAUGCUGCUGCGUUGCUCGACAGCAGUAGCAUGUCGAGUAGCCUGCGAAUAUAG
Molecule: messenger RNA, 804 nt
Organism: Alternaria postmessia
Lineage: Eukaryota; Fungi; Ascomycota; Dothideomycetes; Pleosporales; Pleosporaceae
Exons: 1
Coding region: 1-804 (267 amino acids)
Biological process (GO): regulation of DNA-templated transcription; DNA repair
Molecular function (GO): sequence-specific DNA binding; zinc ion binding; DNA-binding transcription factor activity
Source: RefSeq, a predicted model, not a curated record